Messenger RNA from Scylla paramamosain (green mud crab), 870 nucleotides. RefSeq lists its product as uncharacterized. Lineage: Eukaryota; Metazoa; Arthropoda; Malacostraca; Decapoda; Portunidae. The transcript is spliced from 4 exons. The record is from RefSeq and is a predicted model, not a curated record. The coding region runs from base 178 to 657 and encodes 159 amino acids.
CUUUGCUCACUCGAGUUUGGACGUCUCAUCAGAGCACAUCCCCAACAGGAGAGAGGACGAGAAAGAGAAAGAGAGAGAGAGAGAGAGAGAGAGAGAGAGAGAGAGAGAGAGAGAGAGAGAGAGAGAGAGAGAGAGAGAGAGAGAGAGAGAGAGAGAGAGCGUGGCAACAAGACGACAAUGCAUGUGACGGCUCUGACGAUUGUGCUGGUGGUGGCGGCUCUCCCGACCAUCCAGGCUUUGACCUGCGCGGCGCCCUUCAAGGCUCUGGCCAACAGGUGGUGUGUGGUCGCCAACAUCAGCGUGCCCGACGUGGCGCACACGUGGCUGGGAGCAAGGAGCGCGUGCCAGAGUAUAAAAGGAGACUUGAUCAUUCUGGACAAGCACGAGAAGUUGCGAGCUCUCACCGCCCACCUGGAUACUGAGCUUACUGGAGAAAGAUUAACGCAUCCCUUGUGGGUGGGCGGCAGAGGAUACUCGGGCGUGUGGUGGUGGGUGAACGGACGCCCUGUGAACCUGCUGUCUCACCUGUUUAUUCCAGAUGAACCGAAUAUGAAGCAGGGACUCUUCUCCGCCAUGUUGGUCAAGUCAGGGAAGAGGCGCUACAUGGUGUCUGUGGAUAACACAGAGACCAUACCGGGCUAUAUUUGCGAGACGUAGAUGGAGGAGAGCGUAAGGACAUAAAGAGAGGAGGUAAUGGUCACCUUGGAGUGGGAAGAUAAGAAAAAGAAGACGUUAUAAGCUGCAUGAGUUUGAAUAAAGAAAAAGGGAGGGGACGAAGAAAGCGAGAACUACAAGAGAAAAAUUCAAGUAGUAAAAUAUGAGAAACUUUAUGUAUUGUUUUGAGAAGUACACAGAAGCAUUACUGAAAAA